This is a messenger RNA of Electrophorus electricus (electric eel), 987 nucleotides long. RefSeq names its product heat shock protein, alpha-crystallin-related, b3 (gene hspb3). The record is from RefSeq and is a predicted model, not a curated record. NCBI's taxonomy places the organism in Eukaryota, Metazoa, Chordata, Actinopteri, Gymnotiformes, Gymnotidae. Gene Ontology annotation, cellular component: nuclear speck; cytoplasm.
CUCACUCAUUACCAUCUCAUAAUAAUCUAGGCAUAAGCACAGGUUUUCCUGUACAUAAAUGUGAGAACAUUCUUUGCUCACUUUAAAAAAAGAACCAAGCCUGCACUCACACACUGCCCCACUGGCCAGAAACAUAAGCAGACGCUGGUCUUAUUAUAUAUAGCUCUGCGCGUAAUGUGACUCUGUUAAACUUUGCCUCGGGCUACAGCAGGAACACUUUCCAACCCCAGGUGUCAUGGCAGGGGAAGGAGUCACCAUUUCCCACUGGAUCUCAUGUCCGGUGCGGCACCAGGACCAUUUCAAAAAACGGGACCUCGGCAAGUUCACAGAAGACCACCAUCUGUUCGCUCUGGUGGGACCUGCAUGGGCGCCACUUAAAGUAGAGACUGGAACCGGAGCAGAGCCGGCCCGCCGCGAAGAUGAGGACUCCGGCGAGCCUCUGUUCCGGAUCAUGUUGGAUGUGGCCCAGUUCAAACCAGAAGAUAUUCUGAUCCAGGUGUUUGAGGGGUGGCUUUUGAUCCGAGGGCAGCAUGGGGUGAGGAUGGAUGAGCACGGGUUCGUGUCGCGCAACUUCACGCGGAAGUACCGGCUGCCCGACCACCAACUCCAGCCAGGGGACUUGACGGCCGUGCUGUGUCAUGACGGAAUAUUGGUGGUGGAGAGCAAAGAGAGGUGGUGGACAGCAAGUGACUAAUGAAGUCACUAUGCUUUUGAUCACAUGAUCCGAGGAGAGACUUGAUUUUCAUCAUACUGGAUCAUUUGUUUUUAUCAUUCUACAUGCUUGGUUUUGUUUUGAGAGGUGAAAGGAAUUUAAUGAAUGUGUUGUUUGCACCGCAUAGUGUGAAAAGUAAACUGUGCCAUCACUUAGAGGUUAAGCACAAUGUAAUUACUAAAUAGAUCAUAACAUACAUUUUGAAAAACGAUGUAGAUUUCCGUUACAUAAACCAUAAAUGGCAACAUGGACAUAAUAAAUGUAUUUUAGCUUUG